AUACGAUGUCGUCGACAAUUUUACGAUGGUUCUUAAUAGCUUUCUUCGAUUAUUGGAUUAUUUUGUUUCUCUCUGGUAUAAAAGAGCAUCGCUAUUGUACAACACCAACAUUAUUGAACACGUUUGGUUGAUAAAGAUAAUAAUUGGAGCUAUGAUGAGAAAAUGCGACCAGCAUCUGCUGACUUGAAAAUGAAUCUAUUAAAAUAGCCAGUCAAAUUUACCAAAAUGGAACUACGAUGGAAGGGUUGGAUGUGCUCCAUACCCAUAAUGUUGGCGGAGCUCAUAUUCUUCGUAUACAAGACCGGAGAAUCCAUGCUGGACGCCACCAUAAGGCCGUACAUUAUCCGUGUCGUCUGUCACUCUAGAUUUCCAACGAACGAUUCAUUAUGCCGGAAUUUAGACUCGUUUCCGGUGCUUGAAGAUGAGAUCCAAUCUGAAGCCGGAAGUUACCUGAUUUAUUACAGGAUGUUGGUGAACUUCCCGGCCAUAUUUUUAGGACUGUUUUGCGGCGCGUGGAGUGAUAAAUAUGGACGAAAAAUUCCAAUGAUGUUGCCUAGUCUAGGAAGCGUAUUUUCAGUGUUAUUGUACAUGUUGAGCUUAGCGUCAACUAAUCAUGCCAUAGUUUUUAUACUCAUCGGAGCUCUGGUUCAAGGAUCGUUUGGUAAAAGUUCAGUCAUAACAAUGGCUGUAAACAGCUAUGCAUCAGAUAUUACUGACAAAGAUGAUCGAACGCGAAAGCUCGGUAAAUUAUUAGCAAUGAAUUUCUUUGGAUUGUUCGCAGGCGCACUUUUGGCGGGAAUUUUCCAAGACACGUCUGACAUUCCCGCCACUUUUUGCACCGUAGUAUUUUUGCAUGCAGUAGUUGUUCUCAUAACAAUCAUAUGUAUGCCAGAGACCGUACCAUUACAAGUGGAAAGAGCAGACGCCGAGAUUUCUAAAGGACGUGGAAGAAAAAUGCUAAUAUGUGAAAACGUACGAGAAUCGUUGAGUGUUCUUGGAAGAAAGCGAGUGAAUCACGGCAGAAAACUGAUACUGUUACUUUUCUUGAUAUCGUUGAUGAACCAAACAUGCAAAGUCGGUGAAACUGACAUUACUUUGCUUUUUGUAACCCAUAGUCCUUUAAGCUGGCCAAAAUCUUGGUAUGGUUACUUGUUGUCUGUGGAUUACGCGGUAAUGGGUAUGUGUCUGAUAGUGGUUCUACCUAUUCUAUCAAAUGUAUUAAAUCUGCCAGACGGCGCUAUCGUGAUAAUUGGUUUACUGUGUAAAAUAAUACGGCUUUUCUGGGCUGGUUUUAUCCAGGACUCUUGGAUGGUCUAUGUAUCGGUUAUAAUUGGGUCAUUUGCUGGAAUGAUAACUUCAGCUAUACGAUCACUGAUGAGCAAAGCCGUUGAAGAAAAUGAAAUGGGAAAAAUGUUUUCGCUACUUGCAAGCGCAGAAACUGCUUCAAAGCUGUUAGGAACGGUGAUAUUUGUAAGCCUGUAUGGGGCCACUGCUUACUUCUUCCCAGGAUUUGCCUACAUAGUAGAAGCCAUUUUAUACAUGAUCAUGCUGUUGAUUAUGGUGUUAGUGUAUAGAGACUUGAAGAAAAUUGGAACGUACGACUUAAUUUCUGCUUUUACUGAUACUCAGAUUUUCCGCAGUGAAAAACAAGGAUUAAUUGCGGGAAAACAGCUCGAAGUUGUGGAUGAAUUAGAAGAGGAGCCCUCUGUACCAACACCGCUUCCGGCAUAUACUCCUUGAUAGAGAUAUAAAAAAGGAGAUGAACAUGUGAAAAGCAUGCCUGUUAUAUGUAUAUGUUCAAGUUAAUUGAUGUUGAUGUAAAAAUGAUCAGCAUUAAAGUUUAUUGCAAAGAA
Messenger RNA from Mercenaria mercenaria, 1853 nucleotides. RefSeq names its product proton-coupled folate transporter-like. The record is from RefSeq and is a predicted model, not a curated record. NCBI's taxonomy places the organism in Eukaryota, Metazoa, Mollusca, Bivalvia, Venerida, Veneridae. Gene Ontology annotation, molecular function: transmembrane transporter activity. Bases 226 to 1740 code for a protein of 504 amino acids. The transcript is spliced from 2 exons. Gene Ontology annotation, biological process: transmembrane transport. Gene Ontology annotation, cellular component: membrane.